CCAGGCACUCAAAGACACCGAACUCUCAGCUUGAGGCAGAACUAAGCACAUUUGAACAGGAGAAUCCACGCCUCAUGCUGCUCUCCAGUCUGCUCUGGGUGUUCCUGGCCGUUGCCUUCUCUGGAUCUGGUGUGGCCCAGAAAGUUAUUCAAGACCAGUCAGAUGUAUCCAGCCAAGUGGGGCAGUCAGUCACCCUGAAUUGUCGGUAUGAAACAAGUUGGACUGCUUACUACCUUUUCUGGUACAAGCAACUUCCCAGUGGACAGAUGACUUAUGUUAUUCAUCAGGGUUCAUUAGUCACAAAUGCAAGUAAAGACCGCUACUCUGUAAACUUUAAGAAAGCAGAUAAAUCUAUCAGCCUCACCAUUUCAGCUUUACAACUGGAAGACUCUGCAAAGUACUUCUGUGCUCUCUGUGAACUCACAGUGCUUGAAUUAAUAGGAAAAGCUGUACAAAAACCCCAGAGCUUAGUAAGAGAGAGCCCCUCUGCUGCAAGACCCCAGCUGAAAUGCACACCCGCAGACCCCAGACAAGAAAUGAUAGUCCUGUGGUUAUUUAAGUUGUGGUCUGGAUCAGAAGAUUUAGUUCAAGUUAAAGGCACCUUCUACGUUAUUUGGAAACAGGUGUCCAAAACAAAGUCAUACUUGAACUAUGAGGACAACUGGAACCCACAGACUUGUCUGUCCCUCACCUCCUUCAGUCUCACAAUAGUGGGUGACUUUGAAGAGAAGUGGGUGUCAUUUGCCAUCACGCUACACGCAUACUUGGCCCAAGACAAAGAAGAUGAGGAGGACAUCUAA
Bubalus bubalis (water buffalo) is the source of this 800-nucleotide messenger RNA. RefSeq lists its product as uncharacterized. Lineage: Eukaryota; Metazoa; Chordata; Mammalia; Artiodactyla; Bovidae. The record is from RefSeq and is a predicted model, not a curated record. Bases 75 to 800 code for a protein of 241 amino acids. The transcript has 3 exons.